GAAAAAAUGAAAUAAUUCUAGAAAAUAAAUAACUGUCAAAAUUGCGUCAAAAAACACUCGUAAAAUAAUCUUCGUUUUAUUCUUCAACUAAAAAUCAUGGUAGAUUAUAGCAAGUGGGCAAAUAUAGAGAUUUCAGACGACGAAGAUGACACUCACCCGAACAUUGACACCCCAUCCCUCUUCAGAUGGAGACACCAAGCGAGGGUUCAACGUAUGGAAGAGCACAAACAGGAAGUGGAACAAUUCGAAAAGCGUAAAGCGGAGCACGAGAAAAAGCUGGCGGAAGCAAGAAGUAAAUUGGCUAAGGCGGAAGGUGCGAAUUUGAGUGAAUUAGAUAAAGUAAUAAAAGAAUUGGAAAAAGAGGGUGAAAGUAUAAAGAAAACGAGUGAUGAAUUAAAGAAAAAGGAGAAAAAACAACCUUGGAAUGUUGAUACGAUUAGUAAACCAGGUUUUGCUAAAACUAUAAUUAAUAAACCAGCCCCAAGACCAAAAGAUGACAAUUUAUCUGAAGAAGAAAGAGAAGCUCGAAUGAAAAACUUCAUUAAAAAUCACGAAUCAGAAUUAAAGAAAUUUGGAAUGUUGCAAAAAUACGAAGAUUCUCGAGCUUACUUAAAAGCUCACGAUUAUUUAGUUUGCGAGGAUACAGCUAAUUAUUUAGUGAUAUGGUGUAUUAAUUUGGAAAUGGAAGAGAAACACAGUCUUAUGGAGCAUGUUGCACAUCAAACAAUUUGCAUGCAAUACAUUCUGGAAUUAUCAAAACAACUCGAUUAUGAUCCAAGGCAAUGUUUAGAUGCUUUUUUUACCAAAAUACAAGUUGUUGAACCUGAAUAUCAAGCCUCCUUUAAUGAUGAAUUGAAACAAUUUAAGGAAAGGAUUCGUAAACGUGCAGCUGAAAAGCUUGAAGAAGCUAUAAAGGAAGCUGAAGAAGAAGAACGUAAACAAAGAUUAGGUCCAGGCGGUUUGGAUCCGCAAGAAGUAUUUGAGAGUUUACCACCGGAGCUUCAAAAAUGUUUUGAAUCUCAAGAUAUUGGGUUAUUACAAGAAACGAUUACUAAAAUGGAUGAAGAAUCGGCUAGAUAUCACAUGAAAAGAUGUGUUGAUAGUGGAUUAUGGUUGCCGGAAGCUAAUAAAGAUGAUAAUAAAGAAAUUAAAAGUGAUGAGAAAAAAGAUUAAUAACAACAUAAUGGGUUAAAAUAAAAACAUCUUUGUCUAGUUAUAAAAUAGUUUUUAGAAAGCUUA
Messenger RNA from Onthophagus taurus, 1239 nucleotides. It is a transcript of the gene Cdc37, whose product is annotated as cell division cycle protein 37. NCBI's taxonomy places the organism in Eukaryota, Metazoa, Arthropoda, Insecta, Coleoptera, Scarabaeidae. The record is from RefSeq and is a predicted model, not a curated record. Gene Ontology annotation, biological process: protein stabilization; protein folding. Gene Ontology annotation, cellular component: cytoplasm. Gene Ontology annotation, molecular function: heat shock protein binding; protein-folding chaperone binding; protein kinase binding.